CUGGAGACGAUCAGCUGCAGAUAGAUGCUACAGAGUGCCACAGUUGAGAAGUUUCCAGCAAGAGAGGGUGAAGAGAAAGAAACGCUGCACUGCUGGAACGCAUAAGAACAUCUGCUUUCUCCUCUUCCUGUUUAUAGUGAGGUCGCUGCCAAAGGGGAAAGGUCCAGGACACUACUCAAAAGAGGAGCCACACCUCUGUAAAAAAAUCUGCAUCCUUCCUCCUCUCCUCCUGCUCUCCGUCCUGUCUGAGACACCACCAUGGACCGCUCAGUGAAGGAGCUGUUCCUCAACUUCAUGAUCGUCUUAAUCACCGUGCUGCUGAUGUGGCUGCUGGUGAAAACUUACCAGGACUGAACCGAGGAGCAACGAGAAAGAGGAGAUGAACGAGAGGCGGAGGAGGUGGAGGGAGCCCAGCAUGGUUACUGCUGAUUGAUUCUUGUGCAGGCAGUGUUUACAUCUUUUCUUUUAGCCUACAUUCACUGGUCUGGUCCAGAGCUCUAGUAUUCCAAGUGAGGUCAAAAACCUGUGUUUGCCACAGCCAGGUGAGCACAAUGUCGAUGACAAACGAGUCUGGGAUCUGUAUUUGUGUUUUGAGAUGUUUUUUAAAUGAGGCCCCGGAAUUCUGGCGAGAGCCAAGGGGGAACAGUGAAGAUGGGAGGGCGAAUAAAUGAAAUUAACAGGGAUUUGAACCUCUUUUUCACUGUGGAAACCUUUAAAGAAAACAUGUAAUGUCACUUUAAACAGUAGUAAUUACAUUAGCCCAUGUCACUGUGUCAUUCAUGUGACCAUUGAUACACUGAACCAUGCUGUUGUGUCCAUUGUUCUGUUUUUACCAAGUGAUGAAUGUGAUAAAGUGCGAAUAUAAGAAGACAUCAACACACAUAAUGAGGCGUUGUCUUUAUGUUGACUUCUUGCCAUCAAGCAAUCUUUCAUUUGUUUGAUUCUUUUUCUGUUUCAGUACAUAAACACAUUAUGCAUUCA
Messenger RNA from Chelmon rostratus (copperband butterflyfish), 981 nucleotides. RefSeq names its product sarcolipin. Gene Ontology annotation, molecular function: enzyme regulator activity. Lineage: Eukaryota; Metazoa; Chordata; Actinopteri; Chaetodontiformes; Chaetodontidae. The record is from RefSeq and is a predicted model, not a curated record. Bases 259 to 354 code for a protein of 31 amino acids. Gene Ontology annotation, cellular component: membrane. The transcript has 2 exons.